Molecule: messenger RNA, 1389 nt
Organism: Colletotrichum gloeosporioides
Lineage: Eukaryota; Fungi; Ascomycota; Sordariomycetes; Glomerellales; Glomerellaceae
Exons: 4
Coding region: 1-1389 (462 amino acids)
Source: RefSeq, a predicted model, not a curated record
AUGCCUGAGAAUCACCAAGAACCCACUUCCAACCCAAAGAAGUCCUCCGACACUCUACUUGCAGGAACAUCAACCAACGGAUCCAUUCACUCCCGUAUUCAACAUCGCGGGGGAGGAAGCGAGCCAUAUUCUUCGCCGCUAUCACCACAACACUCGGCCGCUACUUCGGACACAACUCCAGGUCGAGUCAAGACAAGUCCCCCGGCUAAUAAGUCCAUCGACGGCUACCUUGAGUGGCGCAAAGCCUUAUUCAUAAGCAUCUUUAUGGCGAAAUUCGAAGAACAACUUGACAAGACCAUCUGCACUCUUGAAGAGGCAAACGACUACGAGGGACAGGGCCAGAGCGACUCCAACUCAUCGGGGGCUAGAGGGGUCAAGAGGUAUGCAAGCUCUAUUAAGUUGAAUCCGGGGGCGAAGAGACAGCAUCGUGAAGACGGCGAAGAGCCAGAUCAAUCGGACAACGAGGACGAUGAUGCACACAAUCACGCUCAGAAGAAACGUACCAAGACGGGCGACGGACGAAAGUUCGCUUGCCCAUUCUUCAAGUUUGACCAGGAAAGAUACCAGUCCCAGCGCACUUGCUGCGGACCUGGUUGGGAUGAGAUCCAUCGCCUCAAGGAACAUCUCUACCGCAAUCAUCUUCUCAUCACUUGCACUCGAUGCUUUGGGCACUUCAAGUCUGAGAAGCUUCUCCAAAAGCACCAAAGAACAAAGGACGAAUGCGUCUGGCAGGAGGAAAGCUCCUGCAUCAUAGACGCGGGCGCGGGGAUAGACUCUGUAAAGGAAAAGCAGCUCAGGGCCAGGAGCAAAGAAGAAGAUGACGUCGACAAGUGGUAUGAGGUGUACCACAUCCUCUUCCCUUGCAAGAUCGCUGCCGAGGACCUUCCGACCCCUUGGUACGACGCCCCGAAUGGCAAAAGUGGACUUUCGAACGAUGACGACCUGAGGCGCAAGUAUGUGUAUUUCCUGCGACGUGAGAUCCCGAAGAUGAUUCGGCAGCAGCUUGUGGCCGACGUCGAAAAGGAGUUUCAGGAUCUCGGUGCCACGAUUCAGGGUCGUCUGUCGUCGUGGAUAGCGACAUCUGCUGAAAAAUGCAAGAGUGUCUUCCAGUCCAUCCCGACACCCACUGAGGCGGCGGCGCUGCCGAAUCCUGACACGAGGGCCAACUCUCGUGCGGCCUCGCCGGCGGUCGACGUUGGUUCUUCCUUUCUGGAGAACUUUGAGUCGUGGCCUUAUGAGUUUCCAGUCUUCAACUUCAACUUCGACUCGGAGAUGCUCAGGUUCCCAAAUUUGGAAUGUCCUCCAUUGGACGACUCAGCUUACGGCACGGGGAGCUACGGACCCGACGGCUCCUCGGAGACCUGGAAUAUUGAGCCAGCGGCUCAUUGA